Mytilinidion resinicola is the source of this 2407-nucleotide messenger RNA. RefSeq names its product exocyst complex protein exo70. Lineage: Eukaryota; Fungi; Ascomycota; Dothideomycetes; Mytilinidiales; Mytilinidiaceae. The record is from RefSeq and is a predicted model, not a curated record. Gene Ontology annotation, cellular component: exocyst. The transcript is spliced from 4 exons. Gene Ontology annotation, molecular function: phosphatidylinositol-4,5-bisphosphate binding. Bases 150 to 2048 code for a protein of 632 amino acids. Gene Ontology annotation, biological process: exocytosis.
GGUCAUAGCCCUUUAUUCACUUCUUGUUGCAUACUUCCUCGUUGUCGCAUCCUAGAUAAUACGGCGGAGUCUCUCAGGAUCACUGUCCGUACAUACAUUCCUCGCCCGCUCUCAGGGAAGAGCUCCGGAGAGCUCCAGCGGCAGGCGCGAUGGUUGCACCACGAAAAGCGGCCCUCGCGGAGGAGAGCGCAGAGGUCGAGGUGCUGUUCGCCAACAUGGAGAAGCUGAAAGGCUUGACGAAGAGGAUCCAGGGCUCGUUGAAUCGCUUGGAGACCAGUGGCAAGAAUGUUCAGGACGCGAUAGGGCCCAUCUAUGGGAACACGCAGAAACUACAGACGACCAACUCGAAUAUCGACAGAAUCAUCGAGGCUAUAGAUAGGAUACGAGAGCCCCUGGACCAGCGCAACCGCGAAGAGCGCAUCAUUCGCGCCGGACCAAGAAAAGUCCCCCUCCAAGAUUACAUGGCCUCCCUCGACCGAACCACCCAGGCCUUGGCCGACCUCCGUCGCUCCAACCUCCGGUCGAACCAACAAGCAGUAGCGGAACUGAGCACUCUGUUGAAAACUGGUACAAAACAGCUGGAGGAAAUAUUCCGGGAGAUUCUCCAGGAGGAUGCACGAACCGUGGAGCCUCUACACUACAUAACUAAGCAGCUUCCAUUUCCUACCCUUGCAGAAGACCGACUGUCUAGAUUGCGACUCAUAAGUGCCCAUGUCUCGGCGUCGUUUGCUCAAAUGUCGCAGACGGACGUGAGAGAGACCCCAACAGAAAGAAUCUAUGCCGAAAUCCGGGGAGACUACCUAACCAAAUCAUUGAGCAAUUUGGCAGCCGCUUCGGUGACGACGGCCAGGAAAACCACUGCAGAUGCAAUAUACCGACAGGGAACAAAUGCCAUUGGUACGUACGCCCAGGGUAUCGAAGGGAUAUAUUUGGCCGAGUACGACAAUCUUUGUCCGAUUUUCUCUCGCGAAGAGUGGGCCAAGGUGUACCCGUCCACCUGCCAGAGCUCCUUGAAUGAAUUCACGAAGACGUUGCGCGAACUAAAUACCCACAUACAGAAGAAUCUAAUGACAGACUGCUUUCUUGGGUAUGAAAUUAUCGAGAUUGUAUCAACGCUCUCUAUCAGGCUGGAAACCAAGACGGGGGAGCUCAAGCGCCCUAUCGCAGACUCCCUGAAACCUAUCCGGGAAACAUGCAAAGCGUCACUCCCAAAGCUGCUCGAAGACACACGAUCACGCGUACAAACUCUCAUCGCGUUGCCAAUGGACGGUGGUCCCGUUUCACUCACGAACGACACCAUGACUAAGUUGCAGACAAUGACUGGGUAUUUGUCUCCACUGUCAUCCAUCAUGACUUCGCUAGGAGAUGGCGGUUGGUCGACCAGUUCAGCCUCGACCUCGUCAACAUCAAUUCCCACGAUAAAGUCGUUCGACGUUGGCGCCGAUGGUCGACAGCUCUUCGCCCACUACGCUUCCGACAUGCUAGAGACUCUGUUGUCUAAUCUAGAAAUCAAGUCGAGGACAUUGCUCAAGGGCAGGGGCCUGCAAGGCGUAUUCCUUUCCAACAAUGUGGCGAUUGUUGAUCGGAUGAUUCGAUCAUCAGAGCUGCAAGCCCUCUUGGGCAGCUAUGCGCCCAAGCUCGAGCUUUGGCGGAAGAAGGCAACCGCGACAUAUCUCGAGCCGUGGCGAGAGCCAUCUGCAUAUCUCCUUGACGUCCAGUACACCAACCGUAGCGGCCGGCCGCACUCUGGGGGAGCAACGACUACCGACUCGGCUCAGAUCGUCAAGGGUCUGAGCUCCAAGGACAAGGACGCGAUCAAGGAGAAGCUCAAGAACUUCAACACCAGCUUCGAAGAGCUCCUUUCGCGACACAAGAGCUACAAGCUAGAGAGGGAGGUGCGGUCCCAGCUAGCGCGGGAUGUGCAAAACGUUAUCGAGCCACUGUACGGACGCUUCUGGGACCGGUAUCACGAAAUCGAUAAGGGCAAGGGCAAGUACAUCAAGUAUGAUAAGAGCCAACUCGCGUCGACGCUGGCUGGGCUGGGCUGAUUGCGGGGGUAUUUGCUAUACACCGGUCGCGGCGUUUGGAGCGACUGGAUGGUGAAAUGCAGGGCUGCAUGCUAUUGGAUAUACCAUUGUCGUUACUAUGUAGUCUUCGUUAGCUUGGCGUCAGGCGCUAUGCAGUGUAUUGUGGUCGUCUGCACGAGUUGCUGGGGAUCGAUCAGGGUGGGUUUCAUUCGCAGCGAACUCUGGGAGCGAAUAGUAUUACCUAUAGCCUGAAGGACAGUCUUGCUCUCACAGGCGAAUGAGCUUCUCGCGAUACUGGGUAGACCUUGACAUGUCGCAGCCACUGUGAUCGAAUCUGGGGCCGGUGCACGUGAGGAACCAGAGAGUGACACGUAGAGGAA